GAGAGAGAGAGAGAGAGAGAGAGAGAGAGAGAGAGAGAGAGAGAGAGAGAGAGAGAGAGAGAGAGAGAGAGAGAGACUAGUGGAGAAGUGAGGAGGGGCGCGCUGCGCGAGAAGGAGACAGGGCGAGCAGAGGCGGCUCUCGCGCUCACAUUCCUCUAUGCCACAAAUCCGGGAAGAAGUUUUAUUGGGGGGCUGAGAUGUUCUAUGCCUUUCCCCGGGCAGCCUUGACUCGAGGCCCUCUCGGCAGAGACUGAGCGGCGAGAAAGUGCGAGCCCGGCCGGCGCGGUUGGAGCGGCAGGCGCCGGAGCCCGCCUUCUACCGGCCGGCAGUCAUCCGGCUUGCGUGCCUUUGGCCCGGCGGGCGCCGGCUUGCGCCUGGCCGCUGCCUGCUGGCUAAGACUUCGUUAGGUGGGUCGAUUCCCCCUCCCUCCUCCUCUUCUUCCUCCUCUUCCUCCGCCUCCCGUUCCUCCUCCUCCUCCUCCUGAUCUUCCCUCCUUGGCUGGUGAGGGUGGGGGGGGCGGGGGAGGCCGGGGCUUGCCCCGUGCAGCCACGAUGCUCCUGGACGCCGGCCCCCAGUAUCCCGCGAUCGGUGUGACCACCUUUGGCGCAUCCCGGCACCACUCGGCGGGCGACGUGGCCGAGCGAGACGUGGGCCUGGGUAUCAACCCGUUCGCCGACGGCAUGGGCGCCUUCAAGCUCAACCCCAGUUCGCACGAACUGGCCUCGGCGGGCCAGACAGCCUUCACGUCGCAGGCGCCCGGCUACGCCGCUGCUGCGGCCCUGGGCCACCAUCACCACCCGGGCCACGUCGGCUCCUACUCCAGCGCAGCUUUCAAUUCUACGCGGGACUUUCUGUUCCGCAACCGGGGCUUCGGCGACGCGGCGGCGGCAGCUAGCGCCCAGCACAGUCUCUUCGCUGCUUCGGCCGGCGGCUUCGGGGGCCCACACGGCCAUACGGACGCCGCGGGCCACCUCCUUUUCUCUGGGCUUCACGAGCAGGCGGCGGGCCACGCAUCGCCCAACGUGGUCAACGGGCAGAUGCGGCUAGGCUUCUCCGGGGACAUGUACCCGCGGCCGGAGCAGUACGGCCAGGUGACCAGCCCGCGAUCCGAGCACUAUGCCGCACCUCAGCUUCACGGCUACGGGCCCAUGAACGUGAACAUGGCUGCACACCACGGCGCUGGCGCCUUCUUCCGCUAUAUGCGCCAACCCAUCAAGCAAGAGCUUAUCUGUAAAUGGAUCGAGCCGGAGCAGCUGGCCAACCCCAAAAAGUCGUGCAACAAAACUUUCAGCACCAUGCACGAGCUGGUCACGCACGUCACCGUGGAGCACGUCGGCGGCCCAGAGCAGAGCAACCACAUCUGCUUCUGGGAGGAGUGUCCGCGCGAGGGCAAGCCCUUCAAAGCCAAAUACAAACUGGUCAACCACAUCCGCGUGCACACCGGCGAAAAGCCCUUUCCCUGCCCGUUCCCUGGCUGCGGCAAGGUUUUCGCGCGUUCAGAGAACCUCAAGAUCCACAAAAGGACGCACACAGGGGAGAAGCCCUUCAAGUGUGAGUUCGAAGGCUGCGACCGGCGCUUCGCGAACAGCAGCGACCGCAAGAAGCACAUGCAUGUGCACACGAGCGACAAGCCCUACCUUUGCAAGAUGUGCGAUAAGUCCUACACGCACCCCAGCUCUCUGCGCAAACACAUGAAGGUCCACGAGUCCUCUUCUCAGGGCUCACAGCCUUCGCCCGCCGCCAGCUCCGGGUACGAGUCGUCCACGCCACCCACCAUCGUGUCUCCCACCACAGACAACCCGACCACCAGCUCCAUGUCGCCCUCCUCCUCCGCGGUCCACCACACAGCCGGCCACAGCGCGCUCUCUUCCAAUUUUAACGAAUGGUACGUUUAAAAUCAGAAACAAAACAUGCCAAACCCUAUUUAAGAGACUGAACACACGCGUACACACAAUAUUAUUGAAAGAAUCCUGAAAAUCAAAACACCCCUCGUCCCGAUUCCGCGAACGUUUGCUUGUUUUUGUUUUUAAAUCUGCCGGUAUAUCCAGGACUGAGUAAAACAGAGGAAACAGCAAGCCUUUAAAUUUUUUUCAUUUUCUUUUUUCUUUCUUUUUUCUUUUCUUUCUUUACUUUUCUUU
Peromyscus leucopus (white-footed mouse) is the source of this 2138-nucleotide messenger RNA. RefSeq names its product Zic family member 1 (gene Zic1). The record is from RefSeq and is a predicted model, not a curated record. The coding region runs from base 552 to 1895 and encodes 447 amino acids. The transcript is spliced from 3 exons. NCBI's taxonomy places the organism in Eukaryota, Metazoa, Chordata, Mammalia, Rodentia, Cricetidae. Gene Ontology annotation, biological process: regulation of transcription by RNA polymerase II; central nervous system development. Gene Ontology annotation, cellular component: nucleus. Gene Ontology annotation, molecular function: RNA polymerase II cis-regulatory region sequence-specific DNA binding; DNA-binding transcription factor activity, RNA polymerase II-specific.